Messenger RNA from Apis mellifera (honey bee), 1239 nucleotides. RefSeq lists its product as uncharacterized. NCBI's taxonomy places the organism in Eukaryota, Metazoa, Arthropoda, Insecta, Hymenoptera, Apidae. The coding region runs from base 197 to 832 and encodes 211 amino acids. The record is from RefSeq and is a predicted model, not a curated record. The transcript has 3 exons.
AUAUAUAUUCAUAUAUUCACGUGUAGAAAUAGAAAUGGAGCUUAAGAAGAGGAACGCGAAUAACAAAUGACAAUGUAAUUUCGAUAUAGGUGGAAAUCUUUUGUCAAAUUCUGGGCAGUCGAUAGAGCAACAAGAUGGUCUGACAAAUUUCCACUUCCAUCCACGAGAAACAAGUCGCCGUUUAAUCGAAUUCGUAAUGAUUAUUCAGUGGCGAUCGAUGAUGGAUAAUUUGAGCGACAUUUACUAUCUCGUGCGGCUCAUCAUCCGCCAAGUUUCUAUAUACUUACGGGAUUUGAUUUUGUACAAGUUCUUCUGGAUAGCGACGAACAAUGAAAAUUUCGACAAUUCGGAUUCGAAACUUCGUAGUAUAACAUUAAGGAACGUUACCACGGAUAUCGUAGCCUUCUCCGUCAUCUGCAUUAUCCUUUUUCUACUCGUAAUCCUCGCGUCGAAGUGCGAGAAGGACGAAGUGCGAAACGUUUUCGAAUCUGCGGGAAUAGAAACAAUCACGGUGGAACAUCCGGAAGAUCAAUUCUGCGUCUCGAACGUAACUUCCAGCUCGACAAAUUGCGUUCACGCAUGCGGUGAUUCCAUUUUCUCCCGUGGACGGAUACAAAACAGGAAUUACUCCGACGAAGAUAUAUCCAGAGUUCGUUCGUCCAGCAAGAAAAGGAGCGCGAUCCCGAAGAAAUCGAUUUUCGGCUUGAACGUGGCCCAACCGCAGAAUUCUCAAAGCACCCAAACCACCGACAAAAUAUUCUACAAGAACAACCAAAAAUGGUUGAUAAGACGGACAAGGAGCGGCCAUAUCUACGGGAAAUAUCCAAUAUAGGGGAAACCGCGUCCAUCCUUUUUUUUGAUAUUUUUAUUUAUUUAUUGAAUCCAUUUUCCAGAAGGCGAAGAAAAGGAAAAAAGAAAAAGAGAAAAAAGAAGAUGUAAAAAAAAAACAUUCCACGUGAAAAUUUUCAUCGAAAUGAAAACAGAACUAGUCAUAAAGAUAGGGGUUAGAGUGAUGUUAUUGUUACUGAUUCUCUGGUUUAACAUUCCAGACAAUUAUCAAUAGUUUUAUUAUUAUCAAAGGUAAUGAAUCGCAGGUAAUGAAUCAUUUUUUUUCAAGGAAGGGGUUUGUCAAGCAAUACGAUUAAACAAUCGUGGAUCUAAAGGCAUCUGAAUUGUCAUCUGGAAUUUGUUAUUUGUGCUUUUUCUCUCUUUCUCUCUCUCUCUCUCUCUCUCUUUCUC